UCAUGCGAGCAUGCACCUGAUGGUGUGAGAAUGUGUGAGAUGGGAUGAAGCCGAGCAGAACUUCGGGUGCCAGGGAAAGAGUGCGACAGGUGCUUUCUCGAACAGAUACAGAUUCAUUUGUUGCGGACGAUUGGAAGAAGGUCUUGGAUGGAUGUUGUGGAGGAUGUCCUCCAGAACUGGGCGUCCUGUUAGAAGAUCUUCAGCUCGCCUCUCCAAGAUCGACACUGGACGCCAAGUCCUUCCUUGAUGCCAUUUUUCCAGGUUCUGCUGGUUCAGCUGGCGCCUGUGCACUGCGCAUCAUCCAAAUCACAGAUGUUUACAUCCUUGACAACUUUCCGCACUUGAAAACUCUUAUUCGAGCGAAGGAGGCAGACUUCAAGGCCCAACAUGGAGGAGGUGCUCGCUGUAUUUCAAUGUUGACUGGAGACUUUUUGGCUCCGUAUCUGCUCUCCUCAAUCGAUAGAGGAGCUGGCAUGAUUCGAAUGCUGAAUGAGACUCCAAUACAGUACCUGACCUGGGGCAAUCAUGAAGCUGACUUGUCUCAUGAAGAUGUCAUGUGCAGAGUGGAAGAGUAUCAAGGUGUAUGGAUCAACAGCAACAUGCGCUCCCAUGAGUCCUUUGACAAAUGUCAAUGUCAAACAGAGAUGGAGAUCAUUGACCUGAAAUCAAGUACUCAAAGCCGGAGGGUGGGACUUGUUGGUGUGCUGAGCAACGAACCAAAUUUGUACAAACCUGGUGCGUUUGGCAGUGCAACCAUUGAAGAUCCAUGGGAGACAUUGGCCUACUACAAGAAGCUCUUGGAAAAGGACCAUGGUUGCGAUUUGGUCCUGCCACUCUGCCACUUAUAUGAAUCUCAAGAUGAGAUCACUUGCAAAAAUUUUGAUUUCCCUGUGAUCCUAUCUGGACAUGAUCAUCAUAUUGUGGAUCGAGUGGUGGAUGGCACUCGAAUUCUGAAACCUGGUUCUGAUGCGCACCAUGCCAUCCAACUCGACCUCAUUUGGGAUUCCGCGGAUUCACGGCCUCGGAUUGAAGUGGAACUGCUGAGAGUGGCCGACUUUGAAGCUGAUGCUGUGCUGGCAGACACCGUGAAGGAGGUUUAUUCCAAUUUGGAUCAUUUGCGAAACACGCACAUCGUCAAGGUACCGCCUUCCUACCAACCUUUGAGCUCGAUCAACUCAAGAGGUUCCUGUACCUCUGCGGCUCGAUUCCUUUGCAGUGAGAUACGGUGUGCUCUUAACCUGGACUGCGUAGAGGAGGCCCCGCACUGUGAUUGUGUUCUGAUCAACGGUGGCAACUUUCGCGGAGAGCGAGACUACAAGCACGUGACCCACUUAUCCCUGGAGGAUCUCAUGUCUGAAAUUGAUCAGUCCGUGGAGAUUGUUGUGGCCAAUCUGCCCGGAUGGGUCUUGAAGAAUGGCCUGCGAGAAACCUGGGGCGUGGUCGGCGGGGCGUGGAUGCAGCAUGAUGAUCAGGUGGAGGUGAACUCCCAUGGAGAGAUCACAGCCAUCGGCGGUAGUGUACUGAAGCUCCAGCACAUCUACCGGGUUGGCUCCACGAGGAGAUUUGGGAUCCAGCUCAUCCCAAGUGUGGCGAAUUAUUGGAAAGAGAAGCCUGAGCUGAAACCGAACCCUGAAUCUGGAAUUCCAGUGCAUUCGCUUCUGCUACACUUCUGGGCCGAAAAGGUUUGGAUUCGAAUUUGGGCCUACUUGGAUCAGGACAACGAUGGUCGGAUCGAUUCAGAGGAAAUCAAGGCACUGGACAGGUCUGGACGUGGCGAGCUGAACCAUGGUGACAUCAUGUGUGCUGUCAAGAGCGUUGCUCAAAUGGAAACCUUCGAGGGCGAGUAUACCCUGACUGACUUAGUCAUGAAGGUGGCUGGCCAGCGUGGUGACGGCACUCUGACUUUGAAAGAGAUGAAUCGCCGACGGCGCAUGCGCCGCAGGCAACUGCGAAUGGCCAGGACCCGGGAGUGCAACUUUCCAUGUGAGCUUUUGCCAGAUGCUGAUGUACAAGAUCAGCAGCAAAAUCUGUGACCAGAGAUCACUGUGGCUGGUGGGUCUCACAAUUUUGAGCCCAACUGGUCACAGACUGUACCAAGAGAUGUAGAGAUGUAAACAUCAGCAACGCCACUGCUGCACAAAGUUGCAAACCGGCACCAGAACACUUGGAUAGCCGAGUGGCAGGAGCUGUAAAACGUUUAAACAUCGAAAGCAAAA
Molecule: messenger RNA, 2216 nt
Organism: Cladocopium goreaui
Lineage: Eukaryota; Dinophyceae; Suessiales; Symbiodiniaceae
Source: the annotation of a GenBank genome assembly